Endocarpon pusillum Z07020 is the source of this 438-nucleotide messenger RNA. RefSeq lists its product as uncharacterized. NCBI's taxonomy places the organism in Eukaryota, Fungi, Ascomycota, Eurotiomycetes, Verrucariales, Verrucariaceae. The record is from RefSeq and is a predicted model, not a curated record. The transcript has 2 exons. Bases 1 to 438 code for a protein of 145 amino acids.
AUGUACAAACUGAUCCUUGCCGCCGCUGCUCUUCUCUCUCUCACCACCGCAACUCCUUUGGCCGAGAGACAGGACCAUCCCGACCAGAUCGCGCUCGGCCGCCUCGCAUAUUCGCGCGGCCAUCAAUUCGUUGCAUGGGCGCCAUCAAGAACCACGCAACAAGAGGCCUGUAGAACACAUGCAACGAUCCAAGUAAACAACUCCGGUUUCCCAGACCGCCCUAUCUGCGGCAGUCCCUUCAGCGUUGGUAACCUUGUCGACGUGACCCUGGCAUGUGGCACCUCGCCGGUUACGCCGACGACCAGCGACGUGGUCGCCGUGAUCGAUGCGUCGGGUGCGAGGAUCGAGAACUGCGUGAGCGCGGUGUCGGACUAUGUGCCGUGUGACAAUGUUGGAUCAGGGUUGAUGCAACAGUUUAUCUGCACGUGGGAAGCAUAG